AUUACUAUAAGUAAAGAAUAAGUAAGUAGUUUCAUACAGUUAAUAAAUAGUAAAGAGUAAAAAAUGACAUUCACUUCCAAAUACUUGAAGUUUAAGUCAUACUCUUAUGGAUCUAAUUUGGAUCCUUUAACAAUUAAAGAAGAUUCAAUUGCUCUUGAAAAGCAAUCGGAUGGAACUUAUAAUGUACCUUCCAAUUAUAUCUUAAUAAAAGUUCAUGCUGUAUCUUUGAAUCCGGUUGAUGCAAAAGUAUACCAUUUAUCACUUUGGCCCAUUGCUAACUUCUUUUCAACUGGAAUUGGAAAGGAUUAUAGUGGAAGAGUUAUUGCUAUAGGGAAAAAAGCUCGAACUAAUACCGAAUUGAAAGUUGGUGAUUUAGUUCAAGGAUUCUAUCCUCAUAUAACUCCUCGUGGUACUUUAAGUGAAUAUAUUUUGCUUAAUGCCUUUGAUAAGACUUAUAGUCAAGUGACAAAUAUUCCUUCUAAUUUAACUUUAACAGAUGCUUCCUCGUGGCCAUUGGUUUACGGUACAGCCCAUCAACUUAUUGAAGGAUUGAAAUUGAAAGGCAAAAAAAUCCUUGUACUUGGUGGUGCAACUUCUGUAGGUAGAUACCUUCUUCAAUUAUUAAAAUAUGAAGGAGCUAGAGAAAUUAUUGCAACAUGUUCUCCACGAUCCAUAGAUAUAGUCACCACUUUAGGUGCUACUUCUACCAUUGAUUAUACUAAGGGUCCAAUUUUGAGUACUAUUUUAGAAUCAGUUAUUGCAACUUCUACAUUUGAUUAUGUAUUUGAUUGUGUGGGUAGUACGGAAUUGUUUUCUCAUAUUUACCAUAUAUUCCCCGAAGGAGGUGGACAUUAUGGAUCAAUUGUUGGUGAUGCUACGGUAGGAACUCUUAACUGGAAAGCUUUAACAGUUGCUUAUGGAGUAGUUAGUCGAACAGUCUUCUCUACAUUAGGCUUAUUAGGUUAUCAUUAUGAAGUUCGUUUACUAAAUCAUCAUGGUGAUUGGAUUCAUAAAGGUAAACAAUUAAUUGAAGAAGGUAAAUUAAGAAUAUUCAUAGAUAGUUACUUUAAAUUUAAUGAAUUAGAUAAAGCCCUUAAAGUAUUAGAAUCAGAAAGGGCUGUUGGUAAAGUUAUAGUUAAAGUGGAGUCAGAUUAAUACAUAAAAAUAAGACAUUAUUACAUUAAGAUUUCGUACAUUUC
Molecule: messenger RNA, 1199 nt
Organism: Scheffersomyces amazonensis
Lineage: Eukaryota; Fungi; Ascomycota; Pichiomycetes; Serinales; Debaryomycetaceae
Exons: 1
Coding region: 64-1155 (363 amino acids)
Cellular component (GO): mitochondrion
Molecular function (GO): oxidoreductase activity
Source: RefSeq, a predicted model, not a curated record